AUGGAAGAAGAUGCUCUCUUUGACGAGAGUGACCUGGAAAAGGUCAACUCGUUGGAAUUACCUGAAAAUCAGACGUGUUUGGUUUGUUUUGAUGAUUUGUCGAGGGAGAACACGGUCGCAUAUAAGCCUUUCAAGGACUCUGCCUGGUCCCUCUCAACAUUCUGUGUAGAAUGCAUAAAGCAGCUAAUUAAGAUACAGUAUCACAAAUACCUGCACAGUCUCGCCACCACGAACUGUGCCAAGGAACAAAGGGCGCUUCUGGAUAGGGGUCCCCCGAUUAAUGUGAGCGACAGCAUAGGCUUCCCAGAAGCAGAGAAGUCGGAAGUGUACUCGCUCUACGACUACGGGUCCGCGAAACCCCUCUCUCCUAAGCUGGAUGGAAGCUUGACUGGUCAGGCGAGAUUGGAUUUGUGGGCCGAGUUGAACAAGUUUAGAUUCAAAAACGACGUGGAAGAAUGA
This is a messenger RNA of Theileria orientalis strain Shintoku, 459 nucleotides long. RefSeq lists its product as hypothetical. The record is from RefSeq and is a predicted model, not a curated record. Lineage: Eukaryota; Apicomplexa; Aconoidasida; Piroplasmida; Theileriidae. The transcript has 3 exons. Bases 1 to 459 code for a protein of 152 amino acids.